Messenger RNA from Megalopta genalis, 2147 nucleotides. It is a transcript of the gene Twi, whose product is annotated as twist. Lineage: Eukaryota; Metazoa; Arthropoda; Insecta; Hymenoptera; Halictidae. Gene Ontology annotation, biological process: developmental process; regulation of transcription by RNA polymerase II. The record is from RefSeq and is a predicted model, not a curated record. Gene Ontology annotation, molecular function: protein dimerization activity; RNA polymerase II transcription regulatory region sequence-specific DNA binding; DNA-binding transcription factor activity, RNA polymerase II-specific.
CUUCAUUCGAGACGGAACCAUCGAAAGAUCUCAUGGUCUCACUCGAUUUUCCAAUGUCGAAAGUGCCGUCACAGAAACCGCAGUGCUCCUACAUUAUCCUCGACCCGUUCAGAGUCUUUUAGAGACUUUUAGAGCCCUUUUUAGAGAUUUUUAGAAUCCGGAGUCUUUCGGAGUCGUUUUAGAGCCUUUUAGAAUCGUUUUGGAGUGGUUCAGAGGUUCGUCAGACUCCUCGCGAUCAGAGUCCCCGGGAGUCGUUCCAGAGCGGUCCCAUAGUCGCUCUGCAGCCAGAGUCCCCGAGGUCCGAGUGUCAGUGGUGCUAUGACAGUGCGAAGGCCCUGAAGCCUGGCCCAGACGGAGUGCAAGUUCUCCCAGCAAGGUGACCAUCCGAUAUCAUGCAGAGCCAGCCGGCGAGCCUCCAGUCGCAGCGUCUGCAGGGCAUCUACAUCCUGGACAACAGCGACAGCUCGGGCAUCCCGCACAGCGCCGGCAGCUCGGCCAGCAACUCGCCGGACCAUUACGAGAGGUUCUCGCCGCCGACGCACCUGAUGGACCUGAGCAGCCCGCCGGAGCACAGGGACCUGCCCGGCUACCAUCAUCCGCACCAUCACCAUCACCAUCAGAUCUACCAGCCGGGUGCUUACCUGAUGUACGACGGGCCGGACGAGGCCAAGAGGUACCAGGAUCAGCACAACGGCAAGCUCCUCAGGGACCUGCAGGUCGAGGUCACCGAGUACGAGCGACGGCUGCACGGCAACUCGCCCGGAUUCCUCUCGGAUCAUAGCAGGGACCACGAGCAGAGCCUCUAUCUGACGCCGUCGCCGCAGAUGUACUCGUCCGGCGGCGAGGAGGUGCCGCCCAGGCAUCCGCAAGGCUACCACCACGUGGAAACGGUCGAGUACAAGCCGGACGUGAUGGAGUACAAGCCGGAAGUCGAGCAGCACAGGUACAAGCCCGUCGAGAUCACCCAGAUGACCGAGGCGUCCUCCUCCACGAAGAACUUCCGGGACGAGGGGAUCGCGAAUUGCAGCAAGAGAAAGAGGAAGACCAGCGUGAACGACGAGUCCGAGGGCGAGAGCACCGCCUCGUCGACGAAGAGCAAGGUCAGGAGGAAGAGCGGGGCCACCUUCGAGGAGAUACAGAACCAGAGGGUGAUGGCCAACGUCAGGGAGAGACAGAGGACCCAGAGCCUGAACGAGGCUUUCGCCGCCCUCAGGAAGAUCAUACCGACCCUGCCCAGCGACAAGCUCAGCAAGAUUCAGACCCUGAAGCUGGCCACGAGGUACAUCGACUUCCUCUUCCAGGUGCUGCACUGCAACAUGGAGAACGGGGACGCUGCCGAUGAAAGUGGCGAAAGAACACCGCGGGGUGCAGUGCUAGCAGCCAGAGAGAUCACCUCCUCGUCGUGCAGUUACAUGGCGCACGAGAAGCUGUCGUACGCCUUCAGCGUCUGGAGGAUGGAAGACGACUGGAACGCGAACGUUUGAACAUCUCGCGGCCGAACGCACCAUCACGCCCCGUCAUCAGUAUUCUCAUCUCGUCGAGGUAAAAAAGAGCACAGCCCUCCCAACAACGAUUUCCUAUUUUCGCUGGCUCGAAAGUAUCGGAAUUCGGGCGUCUCGAACAAGUCCGAGCCGAUCGGAGAUGCUCGGCGAUCCCGUCUAUCCGUGUUCAAGGCGCCCCGCGAUCUCGGUAGAUCCCUGUUGUUAUCGCGCGAGAGAACUUUCGAAAAUCAAGGCGAGCGACAUCGCGAAAUAGCUCGCUGAGAAACGUCGCGCGGUGAAGAAUGAGCGGAAGGAAAGCGCGGCGGUCCAGGAUUAGAAGCGAGCAGAGCGCGGCGUCGCGUUUCGUUCGAUCAGCCGGUGACUAAUUAACAGCGAUCACUCGUCGCCCACUCGCGGUCCUUUGAAAUCGAAUCGCGGCUGUUGAUCUCGCGACGCUGUAGAUCAGGCAACCCGUUCGUCUCCGCAAUAAUGUAAGCCGAUAAUUUCACCGCGUCCCGGACCCCGCCGGUCUAUUAACGGUACGGGCAAGCUUGGCCGGUCGGCCAAAUACGCGGCAAUCAGCCCACCGCCGUCGGUAUCAAUCCUCAGAGUCACGCGAAAUACAAAACUGCGCGUUGAUACACGCCUCGCGGAUCUCGAUUACAA